AGUUGCUGUCGCUAGGAGCUGUCCGCGGUGCUGAAACGACGAUGGUGAGCUGACUUGAGAAAGAGAACGGCAUACCCAACGAGAAAUCGACUUAGCGAGCGUUGGAAUUGAACAGUCUCUGUCUAUCAGCUGAUAACGACACCAGGACAAAGCUCUCAUAAGUGUGGAGCGCCUGUGCUGCGCAGUGUGCGAUCCCGAGGUCUCACGGCAAGUGGCUUUUGCAGAGCACGAGCAGUCUCUAUUUCGUUUUAAGGAAAAGUGUUGAUCCCAAGGACAUUAUUUUCUGUUAGCAGAGGACCGCUACUGAAAGGAAGCAUGAGUGCGGCACGAGAUUACAAAGUCGUUAUGAUGGUUCUAUUUGCAAUGAUGACGGACAUAGGCGCUGAAGGUUCCUAUUCUGAGGAUGGGACGUCCGUCACACAGAGGGGACAGUCUGAAGGUGGAGGGCCCAGCCCGUACCCCAACACACGGGACACUGACAGAAGGAUCCCCCUGGUGACAACCGCCCCUCCCCUGAAUGUCCCCAACCAUCACACUCUCUACAAGGGCUUCCUCCUUCAGGAGUCCCUCCAAGGACAGCGGCAUUUCUUUGAGGACAGUGGGGGUGUGGAUACCCACCCCACUAUGCCACCCUCAGGUCCCCACUUUGCCAGAGACCCCUCCUCCACUCACACGGUGCCACACAAGGAAGAGCUGGCUUUCUCCGAUGUUGCCUCAACCACUACCAUUGUGGCAACAGCCACGUCACCGUUGGCAACACAGGGUAGCUCUGUUCCAGGGGGGCGUGUCUCUGUGACUCAGAGAGGGGCGUUGACCAAUAGCAGGGGGAGGAGGACAGAGGAAGAAGCUGAUGCCAUGGAUACCCUGACCACUCCUGUCAUGCACACCUCUGCCCUCCCUCCCCACUCAAACACUCACAACCUGUCUGCUCCUAUGGGUGACAGGCACUCUGAGGUCCCUUCCCCAUCCACCAUGACUCUCCCAGUCUUGACCACUCUAGUGGAGAAGGAUAAAGGGAAGUCAGCAGAACACAACAUGAGCCAUGCCAGUGAUGGUGUAGCGAUGGACACUUCUGCAGUAUCUGGUGAUGUGGAUGAUGAGACCACUACGACUACUAUAACCACAACCACCAUCAUCACCACCAGCCUGCCCAACCCAGUUCCCUGUAUCUUCAACCUGACAGCACCAGAGGGCUACAUAGAGACGCCCCAGCCGUCCAGCUCUCAUUACUACUCCUCUGUGGACUGCACCUACACCGUCACGGUCUACACGGGCUAUGGAGUAGAGAUACAGGUGAUGAAUGUGAGCCUUUGGGAGGGGGAGCGGGUGACGUUUGAGGAUGUGGGGGGAGGGGAGCCCUCUGUUCUGGCCAACGAGUCUAUCCUGUUGAAGGGCCUGGUGGUACGCAGCUGGAGCAACCAGAUCACCAUCCACUUCCACAGCCAGAGACAGACCCAGCCUGGGUCCUUCCUGCUCAGAUACCAAGCCUUUGUGUUGAGCUGUACCUUUCCCCAGCGGCCGGUCUGUGGCGAUGUGUCUGUGAGCAGCCUCCACUCUGGGGGAGAGGCCUACUUCUACUGUCUGACUGGGUACCAUCUGCAGGGAACCAACACACUGACCUGUCUCAACGCCAGCACCCCCUACUGGAGCGGCACGGAGCCGCAGUGCCAUGCUGCUUGUGGUGGCAUUGUCCGGAAUGCCACGGUUGGACGCAUUGUGUCACCCGGUUUCCCUAGCAACUACAGCAACAACCUGACAUGCCAUUGGCUGCUGGAGGCCCCAGAGGGACAGCGAGUGCACGUCCACUUUGAGAAGGUGGCCCUGGCAGAGGACGAUGACAGGCUUCUGAUCAAAAAUGGGAAGAACAUUGACUCUCCUCCGAUGUAUGACUCAUAUGAGGUAGAGUACCUGCCCAACGAGGGCCUAGUGAGCACCUCCAGACCCCUCUUCAUAGAGCUCACCACUGAUGGAACAGGCACCUCCACCGGCAUCGCCAUCAGAUACCAAGCAUUUGCAGUGGGCCACUGCUAUGAGCCGUUCGUCAAGUACGGUAACUUCACCAGUAAUGACAGCACGUGGGCAGUGGGGACGGUGGUAGAGUUCACCUGUGACCCUGGCUACACCCUGGAGCAGGGCUCUGUCAUCAUUGAGUGCAUGGACCACAACAACCCCCAGUGGAACGAGACUGAGCCUGCCUGCAGAGCUGUAUGCAGUGGAGAGAUGACUGACUCUGCUGGAGUGGUCCUGUCUCCUAACUGGCCAGAGGCCUACGAUAGCGGCCAGGACUGCAUCUGGGGGAUUCACGUGGAGGAGGACAGGAGGAUCAUGCUAGACAUCCAAGUCCUCAACAUAGGGAAGAACGAUCUGCUGACGUUCUAUGAUGGAGAUGACCUGACUGCUACGGUGCUGGGUCAGUACGGUGGCUCACGGCCACACUUCAAACUCUACACCUCCAUGGCUGACGUCACCAUCCAGUUCCAGUCUGACCCGGCCACCAACAUCUACGGCUACGGCAACGGCUUUGUGGUGCACUUCUUCGAGGUGCCUCGUAACGACACGUGUCCAGAGCUCCCAGAGAUCACCAACGGCUGGAAGAGCACCUCCCACCCUGAGCUGGUCCAUGGCACGGUGGUCACCUACCAGUGCUACCCAGGUUUCCAGCUGGUGGGUACAGAGCUGCUCAUGUGCCAGUGGGACCUGACCUGGAGUGGAGACCUGCCCAGCUGUGAGAGAGUGCUGUCGUGUACAGACCCAGGUACUGUGGAGCACAGUCGCAGGGUGAUGUCCAGCCCGCGUUUCACUGUAGGCUCCACCAUCCAAUACAUCUGUAACAAGGGCUACACUCUCUCUGGAAACAGCCUGCUCUCCUGCUACAACCACGGCUCCUCCGGACCUAAAUGGAGCGAGAGGCUACCCAAAUGUGACUCGGUGACCUAUGAGCCUUGCAGGAACCCUGGCAACCCAUCUUACAGCACCCAGAUCUCAGAGAAGCCUCUCUACCAGGCCGGGGAAACGCUGCGCUUCUCCUGCCUCAGAGGCCAUGAGCUGCUGGGGGAGCCUGUCCUCCGCUGUGUCCCUGGACACCCUUCACAGUGGAGCAGCCUGCCUCCUGUCUGCGGAGCCUCCUCAAUGGAGUUUAUGAAUGAACGCAGGUUAGACGCUGCCAGUGCAGACUACAUCAUGGAGCGAGCCAACAUAGCUCUAACAGUCUUUAUACCAGUGGCCCUCAUCAUGGUCUUCAUCAUCGGGAUCUACCUCUACUUCUCUAAGGUUCAGGGGAAGCCUCUGUGUCUUCCCAUGUCCACCUCCUUACCAUAUGACCACAUCCCAGGAGAGUCCACCUUCGACAACUCCCUCUACAAAACAGAGACUACGAACAAUGAGGUAGACCAAGCGCUAGGCUACAACCUGCUUAUUUAGCCUCCACUCUGUCUGUCAGUCAGUCUUCAUCAAUUCCACAUUCUGAACCUAUUUCACACUGUGAGCUUAUUGAACUAAAGCCCACAGUAGGUUGAGCACAUUUAAAUGGGUCAGAGGAGAGGUACAAACCUCUCAAAUCAAAUAAGAAAUAGAGUCAAAUUGGUCGCAUACACAGUUUUGCAAAUGUUAUCGCAAUUGCAGCAAAAUGCUUAUGUUUUUAGCUCCAACAAUAAUUAUCAAUAUAAUACAAUACACACAUAAUCUAAAAGUUAAAAAGAAAUAUCAGAACGAGAAAUGGAAUAUAAAUAAAUAUACAGUAUACUGUAUGCAUGUGAAUGGUAUGUAUAGACAAUGGUGUGUGUGUAUAGACAAUUUAAGGUCAUUGUCCCCUCUCUCAGGUGAAAAUGGAAAAGCCUCACAGUUUGGGCUGAUCUCUUCCAGACACUAAACGUAUCCCUGUGAUAUCCCUAUCAUAGUCUACAAACAGAUGUCAGUUAUCACAUGGCUCAUUCACAAAAAGAGGAAUAGCCUUUGUGAUCAUAGUAGGAAUAUGAUCUACUCUACUUCUGUCUCACUAUACCUUAUUGUGUACAAGCUUGUCCCUAAUUCAGAACUAUGUCCUCAUUUCACAGGACACAAGAGAGUACGAGGUUUCCAUCUAGAGGCACAACUACGUGUUUCAGCAUUGACAGGUCUGGUCUCAAGAUGGUUUGCCUUGUGGAAGUUUGUCUGCACUCCUCAGACCCCCCCCCCCCCCCCCACCCCCCCCCUUCACACCUCACUCCGCUUGCCUCCACCAUCUUUCCCUCUGUCUACUGAACAUGUCUCUGCCCAGCCCACAUUGGCCAUCACUGCAAAGACUGGAAAACAUUAUUCUUUUUGUAGAGCUUCAACAGCAAUGGCCUAACAGCAGUGUUUGUACAGUUUUUAUCCUGAGAUGAUCAAACCCUAAAGACGUCAGUCCAAUGUCGAACCUCACAAAUGGGAAAGCUGAGUUUGUAUCUAGUCCAAAAAAUGGAAUGUGUCAAUACAACACGAUAUAUUUGUCACACAGCUUGUAGGGAAUUUUUAUUUUGAGGCAAGGCACACCACAAAAGAGCUAGAUUGUGAUGAUUGGAGGGAUAUCAUAAUAACCUGGACUCUUAAACCUUUCAAAUUCAAUGGACAAUUUAAACAUCUUUUCAUUUUUUUUUGUACAAUAGCUGCAAAUUGUAAAGUUGACCCUCUCAAAAACAUGUAAACACACCUCUUUUUUUAUGCAACCUCCUAUGAUUAAAAACAUCUGAAUGUGCCUUAAAAUGAAGGCCCUUAUUAAGCAAUGUUCAUAUCAUGUAUAUUUCUGAUACUGCAUUGGUUCAUCUGAGAUUAUUACAUUGUUGAUUUCAUAUGGAUCAUAAAAUAGAGAUGUAGUAAUACAAAGAAAAUGUCAUUUAAUUUCUUCUCAUACACAAUUGUAUGUGUGUCUUCAACAUGCUGAUUGAAAGGUAUUCAUGAAUGAUAUUGGAUUGGCAAAUCUCUGAAAAAGUCUAUGGCAAAGUGUAUAUAAGUUCUAGUGCCAUUAGUUUUGAAAACCAGGGAAGGUUAAAGCUUAAGAAGUCACUGUUGUGGAUUGGGGAUUCUUAAAAACUGAUGCAAUGUAUUUGCCUAAAAUAAUAUAGCUUAUUCUAUAGGAGAAUGCAUCACCAUUCAAACUCUCUUUUUAUCAUUGUCACUUGAUAAUAUUUAUUCACACAAACAGGUGUGAUGACAAUGAUUAUACUUCUAUAAUCUAUUUUUGAUUCAUUGUAUAUACACUGAUUAAGCCAGUUCAUGAACAAAACGUCCUCAAUAAAGUUAUUAUUCAGAAAAAAAUUGA
Messenger RNA from Oncorhynchus mykiss (rainbow trout), 5275 nucleotides. It is a transcript of the gene sez6b, whose product is annotated as seizure related 6 homolog b. The record is from RefSeq and is a predicted model, not a curated record. Gene Ontology annotation, biological process: regulation of dendrite development; synapse maturation; regulation of protein kinase C signaling. Gene Ontology annotation, cellular component: neuronal cell body; dendritic spine; endoplasmic reticulum. NCBI's taxonomy places the organism in Eukaryota, Metazoa, Chordata, Actinopteri, Salmoniformes, Salmonidae.